CGCGCCAUCGCCACGUGGCGGCAGCAGCUCCUCUUUCCCGCGCUGGAACUCCUCAACUUCGGGCCGGAAGCGGAAGUUCCUUCCUUUCUUGUUUCUGCUUCGUAUAGAGACACACAGAGACGAUGGCUCCUCGUAAAGGGAAGGAGAAGAAGGAGGAGCAGGUCAUCAGUCUGGGUCCUCAGGUGGCCGAAGGAGAAAACGUGUUCGGCGUCUGUCACAUCUUCGCCUCCUUCAACGACACCUUCGUCCACGUCACCGACCUCUCCGGGAAGGAGACGAUCUGCCGCGUGACCGGCGGGAUGAAGGUGAAGGCGGACAGAGACGAGUCGUCUCCCUACGCCGCCAUGUUGGCGGCUCAGGACGUCGCUCAGCGCUGCAAAGAGCUCGGGAUCACGGCGCUGCACAUCAAGCUGAGGGCCACAGGAGGGAACAG
This is a messenger RNA of Micropterus dolomieu (smallmouth bass), 433 nucleotides long. RefSeq names its product ribosomal protein S14 (gene rps14). The record is from RefSeq and is a predicted model, not a curated record. Gene Ontology annotation, biological process: maturation of SSU-rRNA from tricistronic rRNA transcript (SSU-rRNA, 5.8S rRNA, LSU-rRNA); ribosomal small subunit assembly; translation. Gene Ontology annotation, cellular component: cytosolic small ribosomal subunit; ribosome. Lineage: Eukaryota; Metazoa; Chordata; Actinopteri; Centrarchiformes; Centrarchidae. Gene Ontology annotation, molecular function: small ribosomal subunit rRNA binding; structural constituent of ribosome; mRNA 5'-UTR binding.